This is a messenger RNA of Bufo gargarizans (Asiatic toad), 1077 nucleotides long. Its product is annotated as lactase-phlorizin hydrolase-like. Gene Ontology annotation, molecular function: lactase activity. NCBI's taxonomy places the organism in Eukaryota, Metazoa, Chordata, Amphibia, Anura, Bufonidae. The coding region runs from base 37 to 1077 and encodes 346 amino acids. The transcript has a single exon. The record is from RefSeq and is a predicted model, not a curated record. Gene Ontology annotation, biological process: carbohydrate metabolic process.
AAAGUAAAUCUGAAAGGUUACUCUAUCUACUCACUUAUGGACUCCUUUGAGUGGACUACUGGAUAUAUAAAGCGGUUUGGUCUUCACCAUGUGGAUUUCAAUAAUCCUACCCGUCCAAGGACUGCAAAACGCACGGCUAUUUACUACGCUGAAGUUAUCAGGAACAAUGGCAUCCCCAUGCACAAAGAAGAGGAAUUUCUGUAUGGAGAAUUCCGGGAUGACUUUGCUUGGGGUGUAGCUUCCUCAGCUUUUCAGAUUGAAGGGGCCUGGAGGGCCGAUGGGAAAGGGUUAAGCAUCUGGGAUCAGUUUUCUCAUACACCAAAUAAAAUUGAAGAUGAUAGUAAUGGAGACGUGGCAUGCAACACCUACUACCGGAUUGACGAGGACAUCGAGCUUCUCAAGGGUCUUAAUGUCUCCCAUUACCGAUUCUCCAUCUCCUGGCCUAGAGUUCUUCCCGAUGGGACUAGGAACCACAUCAAUGAAGCCGGUCUGAGUUACUACUCUCGGCUGAUAGACGGUUUGCUGGCUGCUGGUAUUACACCACAGGUCACGAUUUAUCAUUGGGAUCUUCCUCAAGCUUUGCAAAACGACGGGGGUUGGGAGAAUGAGACAAUCGUAGACCGGUUCAAGGACUACGCUGAAGUUCUUUUCCAGAGACUGGGUGACAGAGUGAAGUUCUGGAUCACUCUGAAUGAGCCGUACAUCAUUGCCCACCUGGGCUAUGGAGAAGGAGCCUUUGCACCAGGAAUCUAUUCACCAGGGAUUGGCGUAUACCUGGCAGGACAUAACCUGAUAAAAGCCCAUGCAGAAGUAUGGCACCUGUACAAUGAUAAGUACAGAGCCUCUCAGGGGGGUCUUAUCUCCAUCACCCUCAACUGUGAUUGGACUGAACCAAUUAAUCCUUACAAACAAGUGGACACAGAAGCAGCAUGGCGGUACCUGAUGUUUUUCGGUGGGUGGUUUGGACAUCCUGUCUUUAAAACUGGAGACUACCCAGAAGUUAUGAAGACCAAUGUACGUGAGAGAAGUCUUGCUGUGGGGCUGCCCCAAAGCCGCUGUAAAGUACGAUGGUGUUGA